AUGGAUGAAAUAAAUUUAGCUUCCAAAGAACUAAACGCGCAGGAAAAGAUUGACAAAUCAAUGGAUAAUAUGAAUAAUACAGACAAUAUUCAUUAUAUAGAUAACGUUGAUCAGAAUAGUGAACGUGAAAAGUUAAAUACAAAUGACGAAAACGUGGAUGCACUCCAUUGUGUGGGAAACACAAAAGAAGAAAAAAAAGUUAAGAAAAAAAAAAUUGACAAGAAUUCAAAAAAAACUGAUAAAAAUGUAAAAAAAACUGACAAAAAGAAAAAAAAACUAAAAAAAGAAAAAAAAACAUUGACGAAAAAAAUUGACAAACAAAAAAAAGAGAGUUCCAAAUAUGAUUCUGAUGAAGAACUAUAUAAUAACGAUAAUUUUUUUAUGGAUAGUAGAUUACAAAAAAAUAAGAAAAGUGACAAAAAUAAAAAAGUAAAGGGCAAAAAAGGAGGUGUUGCAAUUAAUGAAAUAAAUAAAAAAAGCAAAAAAAAUAAGUCGAAAAAACAUGAUUGCUUAGUUAGAAAUAUGUUAUUGAACGAAUAUGAUGAAGGUUAUGAAAAACAACUACAAAUAUAUGCAACAUAUGGACUAAAAAAAUAUAUUAAUUUUUUAAAAAAUUAUCAAGACACGUUAAAGGAAGAUAUAAAAAAUAAUCCCCAAAAAAAGUCAAAACAUUUGUAUGUUUGA
Messenger RNA from Plasmodium berghei ANKA, 684 nucleotides. Its product is annotated as conserved Plasmodium protein, unknown function. The transcript has a single exon. Bases 1 to 684 code for a protein of 227 amino acids. NCBI's taxonomy places the organism in Eukaryota, Apicomplexa, Aconoidasida, Haemosporida, Plasmodiidae. The record is from RefSeq and is a predicted model, not a curated record.